Messenger RNA from Alligator mississippiensis (American alligator), 3351 nucleotides. It is a transcript of the gene GPX2, whose product is annotated as glutathione peroxidase 2. The record is from RefSeq and is a predicted model, not a curated record. Gene Ontology annotation, biological process: response to oxidative stress. Gene Ontology annotation, molecular function: glutathione peroxidase activity. The transcript has 2 exons. NCBI's taxonomy places the organism in Eukaryota, Metazoa, Chordata, Crocodylia, Alligatoridae.
ACUAGAGACUUCUGCCACAAUGAAGAAGUGGUCUCAGGGCAGCUGUCCUAGGAACACAGGAUGGGCAGUGCUUAAAGGAACAGUGCUAAAAGGAGCGAGGACUACAUCCGGCUUACAUUAUUUCUGGAGGCUAUGGCCAGAGCUGCACCAGAAAGGCUGGAGGCCAGCUGCCUUCUGCAGGGGCUAGGACAUCAGUGGGAAUCUGGUUUGGAGCCAGACUUGGUCAUACUCUGCUUUUUGGCAAGGACAGCCAGGGAGAUGCUCCUGCCAGCCAACCCCUUCUGGGGGGUCAUUUGGAGGAGGUGGGUUCAGGACUUCUGCUGCUCUUAGAGCACAGAAUGGGGGUGAGGGCAUAUGGAGGGGAGAUUGGCAAUGUGUGCUCUGCAGGAAGCUUUGCAUAAGCAUAGCAGGGAAGGUUGUGCAGAGCAUCCAGAAGUCCUCAAAACCCGCUUUGCUCCUGAGGGUAGUGCUGGGAGUAAGUAGCUGUGGCCAAGCCUGUGUUUGCAAGACAUCUGAUCCUGCCAUGAAUAAUUCAGGCUCUUUGUUGGGGCUAAGACCCAGAUCCUGGGCACCUGGUGUUCUAUUUCUGUGUCCUGCAUUGCCACAGCUUUUCUUCAAAGCAGUGUCCUUAGCUCUCACAUUCCCUCACAGAAAUACUGUUGGAGUUGGGGGAAGAGUGGAGUGGUUGGAGAGACAGUGACUGCUUUCUGGGGAAGGGAGACUGGAGAAAUCUAAAUUCAGGGGCUCCUGAGGAAAGGAGGCAGUGCAGGGUGAGGGGAGGCCAAGGACCAGCCCAGUUGGGGAGAGGGAGGAGUGUGGGGUCUGACUAGUCAGUGGUGGUAGGUCAGCCCCCGAGUCUUAGAUCCUUUCUGAGGUCAGAGAGAAGGGAGUGAGCAGCCAUGGUGACAGCUGCCCAGCCUGAUCAGGAGCCCUUGAGUGUGGAAAAGAUGGUAUAGUACCUCAGAGCGGUGCCCUGGUGCUGGGUGGGCAGCCAGCACUGCAGCAACACACACAGGGACAGAGCUGACCCAUUCAGGCUCCUAUCUAAGUUGUGAUGAUUGGACCCCAAGUAAUGAGCCCUGGGGAGCCCAGCCCACUGUCACUAUGGGGUGGCCCUGAAAGUAUGGACAAGCAGCCCAUCUCCUAAAAUGAAGGUCCUCUUGGCGGCUGCAAAGGCCUGGCAGUGUGUGAGGGGCAGCAGGGGACUGGAAUGACCUCUGCCUGCCUAAGGCAGCAGACAAGCCUGAACAGGAAGGAACACCUGGCAGAAGGGUGCUGGGGCCCUGGCUGGAUGGCAGGAAGGACCCAUACAGGACUCAGAAGUAGCCAGCCUGGACCCCUGCCCAAUGCCCAGACCUCCCUUGAGCUGCUUGCUUGUUCUCAUCUAUUUUUUUAAAAGGUAACCUUUUAUGAUGUUGUCAGGAAAAUAGCUCCUGAGUUGGCACUGCCAAGUCUGCAGCCAGCCUGGGGCUGGGGUGCAGUGAGGUUUGUACCACUCUCAUUGGGAGCAGGAAGGGGUUAACAUGGGUGCUCCAAGCUAUUAACUGUGUGGGUGCAUGGGCUGGCCAAGUCCAUGCCCCAUGCCCACAGCCCCACAGUGAAGCGGGACCCUCAGCAUCACCAACACAUCACAGAAUCAGAGGUAGGGCUGAAAGGGACCUCAAGAGGUCACGUACUCCAACACCCAGCAGACUGAAAAUCCACCCCAUCUGCUAUGAGCAAUGCUUCUGUUUUCUCAGCUUACUUUGCAAGUGGGGCCUAGGGAACCCUUGAUGCAUCCUCAGUCUGACCCAUAUGCUUACGAGAAGGGUAAGGGUCGUGUAUUUGAGGGCUGAGAGGCAAGAAUGGUGGAGUGGGCUGGAGGGGAAUGCGGGGAGCAAGUGCUCAGGAGCCAGUGUUCAGAGCUUCUUAGGAAUUUGGUCCCUGAUGGCAGUCAAGCCCACAGCAGCCAGACAAAUAUGUGUUAAGACACCUUGAAUCCCAGAGUGCUCCCUGCCUCGGCCAGUCAGGGCCCUGCUGAAUCCCACAUGGCAAGAACCAGGCUCUGUACCAAAGAGCUGGCAGUUGAACUAAACUAUGGGCAGGAAAGGAAACUAAGCCAGCCAGGGCACUUAGACCAUCUCUCACUCCUUAGCUGCAUAGUGCCUGGCACAAGGUGGCCCUGAUCCUGGGGGCUCUUAAUGCUGCUAGGAGCUUUGCAGUUGCAGUGUCCUAGAAGAAUGUGACUUGCAUGAAUAAUUGAAAGCUACCAGGCAUAUCAUGUUGGUCUGAAUACCCUUCUGGAGCCAUCAGCCUUGCAAUGAGACCUGUACUGGCCUGACCUGCUACUUCUGUUCUGCAUCUGAAAGCAGCCAGAUCACUCACAGGUGAGGUCUCUGAUUUCCGUAAAGUCACGCCAGGGAAAGAGUGAAAGAGAGAGAGAGAAACCUUCGGAACAGUUGGUCACGUGGCUUGCAAGAGACAGCCUUAAGCUGGUUCCUGCCUCUUUGCUGGGCUCACAACACAGCAGCAGCCAUGACGCCCAUAGCCAAGUCCUUUUACGACCUCAGCGCUAUCACCCUGCAAGGGGAGAAAGUGGAUUUCAACAACUUCCGCGGCCGGGUGGUCCUGAUCGAGAAUGUGGCUUCACUCUGAGGCACGACGGUGCGGGAUUACACCCAGCUCAACCAGCUGCAGGCCAGGUACCCCCGGCGGCUGGUUGUGCUGGGCUUUCCUUGCAACCAGUUUGGCUACCAGGAGAACUGCACCAACGAGGAGAUCCUGAACAGCCUGAAGUAUGUGCGCCCAGGUGGAGGCUUCGAGCCCAACUUCACCCUCUUUCAGAAAUGCCAGGUGAAUGGGCAGGACACCCACCCAGUCUUCGCCUACCUGAAGGCCCACCUACCUGCCCCCGUGGAUAACCCCGCCGCCCUUCUGACAGACCCGCGGUUCCUGGUGUGGAGCCCCGUGCAACGCGCAGACCUGACCUGGAACUUUGAGAAGUUCCUGGUGGGGCCCGAGGGCGAGCCAUUCAAGCGCUACAGCCCCAAGUUCCAGACCAGCCACGUGGAGCCUGACAUCCAGCGCCUCCUCAAGCUUGCGAAGUAGGGGGCUUGGCAGGGCAGGAAGGGAGCAGGUGGGGUCCAGCCACCCCUGCUAAAGGGGCUAGCGCCAGCCCUCCCUAACUCUCAUCUCAGCAUGCAGUGUGCCCCCUGCCAGGGCUGACAGCAGCCUUUUACUGGGUGACGGCCCCCUUCAUAAACGCCUUGGGGAGGGGGGCCUGAAUGGGGUGAAGGGCCUGCGUGCCUAGCUCUCUGCCUGCCAGCGGGGCACCUUGUGCAAUGCUGAGUCCAAUAAAUGAGCUGGAAAUUA